Messenger RNA from Penicillium odoratum, 1635 nucleotides. Its product is annotated as NF-X1 finger and helicase domain protein. The record is from RefSeq and is a predicted model, not a curated record. The coding region runs from base 1 to 1635 and encodes 544 amino acids. The transcript is spliced from 2 exons. Lineage: Eukaryota; Fungi; Ascomycota; Eurotiomycetes; Eurotiales; Aspergillaceae.
AUGGGAAGUGCCAGCAAGUAUGUGGACGAAAGCAAACCACGUGCUCACACAGUUGUCUAUCAACCUGCCACGGCAAUGAACAAUGUCCACCAUGCAAUUCCAAAUGUGAAGUCGCCUGCGGACACUCAAAAUGCCCGAAGAAGUGUUUCGAACCCUGUGCUCCUUGCGCACAAAACAUUUGUCUCUCUGCAUGCCCACACAGCCGAUGCUCUAUGCCCUGUGCUGCCCCAUGUGACCAUGUUCCUUGCUCCCUUCGUGUGUGGAGAGAAAUGUCCAACUUCGUCCUACUGCCAGAUUUGUGCAACAUACAAUAUCAAGAAUCAGGAUGUGGACUAUCUUGAGGGAGCCACAUACAAGGACAUCAAUCUUGAUGAAAACCCUUGCAUUUUCCCUACAUGUGGUCAUUUCCUGACUAUGGAAAGUAUGGAUGCGCAAAUGGAUCUGAAACGGCACUAUCAAGUCAACAAGGAUGGAAAACCCACAGCCAUUCUCGCUUCGUCGCAGCCUUUCUCAAUGGAAGACAUCAAGACCUGUGGAAUUUGCCGUGGUCCCUUGCGAAACAUUGCCAGAUAUGGCCGACUUGUUCGGCGAGCUCUUCUGGAUGAAUCAACAAAAAAGCUUAUUCUCCGCUUGAAUCAAGAAUUCAUACCUCUUGCGCAGAAGCUUGCUCAAGAAAUUCAGAAACUUCAGGGUACCCAUAUUCCAGAAUUGGGCAGGUUGCCAGAGGUGGAGAUCAGUGGACGGAGUAGUGGCCAGAUCAAAGUGAUGAAAAUGAUAAUGGACAGUGCAAAGCCUCAGAGAUGGGAGAACAUGAUUAAAUUGCGAGAACAGAUCAUGAAGUACCUUCGAGAUGUAAACCCAGAAGAGCAACCCUUUCAACGGGUUCGUGAAAUGGUGGUCAACGCGCAGCGCCACAAAACGACUUCAGGGGAUUUCACGUUCGGAGACGAAAUCUUACAAACCAAGGGAGUCUUGCAAGCAGCAGCUCUCAGUCUUCGUCUUGAUAUUGCCCUGCUGGCAGAUUUCCUGGACCUGGAAAGAUUAACCAAGUACAAGGAGGCAGCGCUCAAAAUCGACCUGCGAGUUCUGAGAAAUGACUGUGACAUUCUUGUUCGACAGGCUCAAGCCUCUCAUCGACCAGUACACGAGACCGAAGGCUGGAUUUUCAAGGCUCAGCUUUACGCCCUAGAGCGUGGAUACGUGUCCGAAGAGCUAGGCAACGAUCAUCUCCAGAAUGGCCGCCUCUGCAUUUAUGCAGCAAAAAAACUCUGUCAGGAAUACUCGGGCCAGACACGUGGAUUGGGCAUUGAAGUCGACAACGCUCAACAAAUGCUGAACGGGGGCUCUUUCUACGCCGAAGUCACCAGCCAGGAGCGAAUGGAAGUUAUCUCAGUCAUGGCCCGCGGCUUCGAAGGAACGGGUCACUGGUAUUACUGCCGCAACAAUCAUCCCUUCACCAUCGGCGAGUGUGGGGGAGCUAUGGAGACAGCCUCGUGCCCAGAAUGCGGUGCCCCUGUUGGAGGGGAGAAUCAUUUCCUAGCGCCCGGGGUUACCAGAGCUGAGGAUUAUGAACGAAAUUUCGAACAAGAUGCUGAACGGGGGAUUGAAGAGGAUUUUAAUGAUAUGGAAAUUUGA